Molecule: messenger RNA, 1008 nt
Organism: Psilocybe cubensis
Lineage: Eukaryota; Fungi; Basidiomycota; Agaricomycetes; Agaricales; Agrocybaceae
Exons: 9
Coding region: 1-1008 (335 amino acids)
Cellular component (GO): cytoplasm
Source: RefSeq, a predicted model, not a curated record
AUGACUGCACUGUUAAGAAAGUUAGGCGCCGACCAGGUCUCAGCCAUCGGACUAGGAGUUAUGAGAGCAUCCGUAUUUUAUGGAACUCCGGAUAGUGAUGAAGAAAGGUUCAAGCUUUUUGACGCUGCACUGGCUGAAGGUUCGACAUUCUGGGACACUGCUGCAUAUUAUGGCGAUAACGAAGAGUUGAUCGGAAGAUGGUUCAAGCAUUCAGGAAAGCGAGAUAAGAUAUUUAUCGCGACCAAAGGGGGAUUUACCCGUGCUGGCACAAACAAUGACCCAGAAUUUCUCAAAGCUGGGUUAGAGACUUCGUUGAAGAAUUUGGGAGUCGAUACCAUUGACCUUUAUUAUCUUGCUCGUAUUCAACAUAGCAUUCCUAUUGAGAAAACUGUCGCAGUACUUGCGGAGUUUGUCAAAGCGGGGAAGGUUAAAUACAUAGGCCUAUCUGAAUGCUCUGCUGCCACACUUCGCCGUGCGCAUGCCAUACACCCCAUCACGGCGGUAGAGGUCGAAUACUCUCCAUUUGCACUCGAUAUAGAAGGCGAGAAAAACGGGCUACUGAAAACGUGUCGCGAGCUUGGAGUAGCUGUCGUAGCCUACUCCCCUUUGGGAAGGGGUGUUUUGACCGGUGCAUAUAAAUCCCCUGAUGACUUCCAUCCUGACGAUGUGAGGAGGAGGUUCCCAAGGUUUUCCAAAGAGGCCUUCCCACAUAUUUUGAACGUCGUCGACGUUCUGGAAAAAAUUGCUAAAGUGCAUAAUGCUACGUCGGGACAGGUCACACUUGCAUGGAUUCUCGCGCAGGGAGAAGAUAUUAUACCAAUCCCAGGAACUAAGACAGUCAAGUAUCUUGCAGAAAACGCCGGUGCAGUCAAUGUAAAAUUGACAGCAGAGGAUGUCGACGCAAUCAGGCAGAGUGCCCAAAAGUUGGAAUCUGUUGUUGGCGACCUGCCUCGAUACCCCGAAGGCCUCACAAAUGAUUUGUUUGCAGACACUGUCGAACUGUCGUAA